GUAAACUAGCCGUGCACGGGGCGGGCGGCGCGAGCGGGCGAGCGCUCUGAGCUUGGCACUGCGCGGGGGCGCACGGCUCUGGGGAGCCAGGCCCCGCUACCUUUCCUCUGCCCCGGCCUCUACUCUCACUUUCGAGUAGUGGAAGGACGAGAAUCGGUAGCCAUGCAGUCGGAAUCGGGAAUCGUGCCUGAUUUCGAAGUCGGGGAGGAGUUUCACGAAGAGCCCAAAACCUAUUACGAACUCAAAAGUCAACCUCUAAAAAGCAGCAGUUCUGCGGAGCAUCCUGGGGCCUCCAAGCCUCCAAUAAGCUCCUCCAGCAUGACAUCACGCAUCUUGCUACGCCAGCAACUCAUGCGUGAGCAGAUGCAGGAGCAGGAGCGCAGGGAGCAGCAGCAGAAGCUGCAGGCGGCCCAGUUCAUGCAACAGAGAGUGCCCGUGAGUCAGACACCAGCCAUAAACGUCAGUGUGCCUAGCACCCUUCCCUCUGCUACCCAGGUGCCGAUGGAAGUCCUUAAGGUGCAGACCCACCUUGAAAACCCCACCAAGUACCACAUUCAGCAAGCCCAAAGGCAGCAGGUAAAGCAGUACCUUUCUACCACUUUAGCAAAUAAACAUGCCAACCAAGUCCUGAGCUUGCCAUGUCCAAACCAGCCUGGCGAUCAUGUCAUGCCACCUGUGCCCGGGAGCAGCGCACCCAACAGCCCCAUGGCUAUGCUUACACUUAACUCCAACUGUGAAAAAGAGGGGUUUUAUAAGUUUGAAGAACAAAACAGGGUGGAGAGUGAGUGCCCAAGUAUGAACACACAUUCGAGAGCGCCAUGCAUGCAGAUGGAUGAUGUAAUCGAUGACAUCAUUAGCCUAGAAUCAAGUUAUAACGAAGAAAUCCUGGGCUUGAUGGAUCCUGCCUUGCAAAUGGCAAAUACGUUACCUGUCUCCGGUAACUUGAUUGACCUUUACGGUAACCAAGGCUUACCACCCCCAGGCCUGACCAUCAGCAACUCCUGUCCAGCCAACCUUCCCAACAUAAAAAGGGAGCUCACAGCGUGUAUUUUUCCCACAGAGUCUGAAGCAAGAGCAUUGGCUAAAGAGAGGCAAAAAAAGGACAAUCACAAUUUGAUUGAACGAAGGAGAAGAUUUAACAUAAAUGACCGCAUUAAAGAACUAGGUACUUUGAUUCCCAAGUCAAAUGAUCCAGACAUGCGCUGGAACAAGGGAACCAUUUUAAAAGCGUCCGUGGACUAUAUUCGAAAGCUGCAACGGGAACAGCAACGCGCAAAGGAGCUUGAAAACCGACAGAAGAAACUGGAGCAUGCCAACCGGCAUUUGCUGCUCAGAAUUCAGGAACUUGAAAUGCAAGCUCGAGCUCAUGGACUUUCCCUUAUUCCAUCCACGGGUCUCUGCUCUCCAGACUUGGUGAAUCGUGUCAUCAAGCAAGAACCUGUCCUGGAAAACUGCAACCAAGACCUCCUUCAGCAUCACACAGACCUAACUUGCACAACCACCCUUGAUCUCACAGAUGGUACCAUCACCUUCAAUAACAGCCUCGGAACCGGAACUGAGAGCAACCAAGUCUAUUGCGUGCCCGCGAAAAUGGGAGCUAAACUGGAAGACAUCUUGAUGGACGAUACUCUUUCUCCUGUUGGUGUAACUGAUCCGCUGCUUUCCUCGGUAUCACCUGGAGCGUCUAAAACGAGCAGCCGGAGGAGUAGUAUGAGCAUGGAAGAAGCCGAGCACGCUUGUUAGCAAAGCCUGCUUGAUCUGCAUUCACACAAACUGCUUCCUUUCUUGAUCCAUAGAUUUAAUAAUUUACCCGAAUGGGGUUCUCUUGGUAAUUUUCCUUUAAUAUGAAUUUUUUUUUCAUGCUUUAUCUAUAGCCCAGGAUAUAUUUUAUUUUUUGAGUUUUGUGAAACAGACUUGUAUAUUCUGUUUUACAACUACAGAUGCCUCCAAAGUAUUGUACAAUAAGUGUACAGUAUCUGUGAACUGAAUUCAUCACGGACUUUAGCUUUCUGAGCAAGAGGAUUUUGCAUCAGAGAAAACGUCUGUCCAUUUUUAUUCGGGGAAUCUUGGUUUGAGAUUUUUAUGCCUGUGACUUCCUUGGGAAUUAAAUGUAAAGUUUAAUCAAAAGAAUGUAAAGCAACCAAAAAAAAAAAAAGAGAGAGAGUGAGAAAAGAAAUCCACACUAACCUGUUUCCACUUUGUAAAUGUAUUGACUCGCUGGUACUGCCUUAAAGAUACAGUACCCUUCAAGCAUUGUUUAGUCUUUAUACUGCUAACUAUUUAAAGAAAUCCUAUAUUCUGUAAAAGACGGGGAAAAAAAGUACAGCGAUUUCCAUGAGGAUUGUCUGGUUAGAAAUCUUUAGCUGCAGCUGAAGCGGAAGGGAGGCAGAACUGAGCUCUGAAAUAGAGUCUCAUCAUGCUCUUUUUCUACACGCUCUGUUUCAGUUUUCUUCAUCAAUGAGUGUGAUUCAGUUUUUCAUAAAAUCUGUUUUGUUUUGCAAUAGAAAUCACUGUCCUCCCUGAGUAAAAUACUGAGCAGCACUGAAAGUUGUUUUUACAUUUUUUUUUUUAAUUUUAAUUUUUGCUUUUGAUAAGAAAACACCAAACUGGGCACAUUUCUCAUUGGCUCUGCAAUGUUUAUUUUUAAAUUUAUGUUUUCCUGUUCAUUGGAUUUGUACAGAUUCUUCACUAUCACCGUUCUUUUCAGUGUGUGUAUUAAUUUGUAACAAUGCGCAUCUCGAACUGAGAAGUUUUCAAUAUUUUUACAACUCACUGGUGAUUUUCCUCAUUCUUUGUACACACACGAAAGCAGACUUUUAUGCCAGGUCUUGUAUCUAAGGAGAGCUUUGCAAAUAUUUUGUAUAUUGCAGUCUCACGCGGAACUGUUUUUCCACACAUGUAAGGAGUAGGAUUAAUAGGUUCAUCCAGACUUUCUAGAGAAAACCGACUUACAUAUUUAUUUUUUAGUGAUAUAAAAAUAGCAAUAUUCUUGGAGACUGAUAACUUUAGCUUUAGUACACCCAUUCUGGUCGUUAAAAUUGGGGUUAAUUUCAGCCAACUUGCUGUUUUUUUUUUGUUUUUUUUUUUUGAGAGAAAUACUGUAUUGGCAAAUUACUGUUACUUGAUAACAAUGUUUUAACAAGCAGCAACGUUGUAAAGUUAGUGUCAGUGCAUUAUCUACUUGUGUAGUCCUAUGCAAUAACAGUAGUGUUACAUGUAUUCUAGCAGGCUUCGGUGUUUUCUACAGAUGACCUAUGGUGUUAUGAGCCAGGCUGUUGAAUGGACUUUCUUAGUAGCAGCCUGCAGUUAAUUAGUGAGUGGCGUAAAGCAUAUCCAUUCAGAAUGAAGUGCCUUAAAUAUAGCAGUAGUCUUUUGGAGGCUAGCACUGACUGAACUAUAACGUGGGAGGAAGUUUCAAGAUGGUAUCUGUAGUCAAGAGAACCAUGUAGCAUGGUGCCUAUGUAGACAAUAUAAGAACUUUCCAAUUUUCCUUCAGAUAUUUUUAAUAUUAAAUGUAUUUUAGCAACAGAGUGCCAACAUCUUUCAUCAGGAAACCUUAUUCAGGAGGGUUUUUUUUUUUUUUUUUAAAGUGUUGAAAUGUCAAAUGUGAAUUGGUGAUGGGUGAUGGAGGGUUCAGAGAGGAGGCGUGAUUGUCAGAUGUAUGAAUGACUGGCUUAUGUGAAAAUAAUCAACUGCAUAGUUCCCAUGCACAUUGGGCAAUGAGAAUCCUUGGAAACAUUGAUGAUGCUAUCAGUUUUAUAGCUUUAUUACUUAAGGGGGUAGGGAAAAUAAGUUCCCAUUCUUUCAACCUCCUUAAUUGUAUAGCUCUUUUUAUUAGAAUAGUGUUGCAAAUCUGCAUGAACAGCUAAUUGUACCAUAGUGUUCAUUGAUACAAUCAUAGCAUUGUCUAUUUUUCUCUUCAUAUUUAUAUGGGGGGUUGGGAGGGCAGAGGUCGAAGAUUGCAAUGCUGUGAUGCUAGUUUUCCUUAGCUGAUUCGGAAGGUUUUUAAAAAUAGAGCAGGGUUGGCUAACUCAUGGCCAAGGGAUUACGGCCAGGGUUAAGCAACCCUGUAGAAAGCUUUGUUUAGAGAAAGUAUGGCAUCUUGUACCACUGCCCUGACUCUCACAACUCCUGAGCUUGGCCACCGCCUGCUUCCCUGUCCCCUUGUUCCUCAAAGACAAUUUCUGGGAGUUGCGGCGAGCUAGCCCAGGAGAAUACUGCAGCCUCGGGGGUGGUUUUAUUUAUUUCUUUUUUGCCAAAUAGUGUGUGGAUUUGUUUGAGGGACUAGUUAAGCCAAAAGGAUGUGGUUGGGGCUUGCUGUUUUGUAACAAGAGAGUGAUCGACACCACUCCCCCCAUCUCUAGGGUGCAGAAUUGUGACUUGGGUUGGGCUUCCACAUGGAGUGUCCAAAUGCCAAAAUUGUCGACCUGUCUCUGGGUAAGGCAAUGGAAAUACCAAACCUUCUGACUUUGCCAAAAAAUCAUAUAAAUAACCAACAUGGUCAUACAUUGACAGUUCUUUGUGGUGGUUUUUAAAUAAUAAAGCAAUAAGAACAAAUAAAAUACAUAGGAAGUUAAAAGACAUAAAAGCACAAAGGAAUGCACUUCAUAUUUGUGAAAAAUGCACUGGGGAAAAGUUGAUGUUGAUAACAGUAUAAAAAAAACCCUAUUUCUUGAAAAAAUGACACAUAACUGUCUCUUGUGGACGCUUGGUACUGUAAUGUUAAUACUAGUCACCUGCUGUUGGAUGCAGCAAUAAUUUCUGUAUGGUCCAUAGCACUGUAUAUUAUGGAUCGACAUUAAUGUAGCCAAUGAAAUAAUUGAACUGUUGUUCUUGAUAGCCUCAUUAAAGCAUUCGGUUUUUCAC
Molecule: messenger RNA, 4866 nt
Organism: Trichechus manatus latirostris (Florida manatee)
Lineage: Eukaryota; Metazoa; Chordata; Mammalia; Sirenia; Trichechidae
Gene: MITF
Product: melanocyte inducing transcription factor
Exons: 10
Coding region: 163-1743 (526 amino acids)
Biological process (GO): melanocyte differentiation; regulation of transcription by RNA polymerase II
Cellular component (GO): nucleus
Molecular function (GO): protein dimerization activity; RNA polymerase II cis-regulatory region sequence-specific DNA binding; DNA-binding transcription factor activity, RNA polymerase II-specific
Source: RefSeq, a predicted model, not a curated record